AUGUGCAAUGCCGGCGGUGCUUCAAAGCGCUUAGACGAGUACAUUCGGAGCUUUGAAGAAAGAUAUGGGGCGGUGCCCAUCGAGGAGAUCCCGGUGAACACCUCGCAGGUCUCAUCGAUCAGCGCUGUCAGCGAGCCGAAAGCGGGCCUGGCCAGCGUGGCGCGGGAGUUCUGCCGGACGACGCCCAGAUUUCCGUCCGAGCCGCUGGCCUGCGAGUCUUCGCCCAUGCCCCGUCAGGCCCCAGCUCGAGGGCCCCAAGGCCCUGGGCCCUCGAGCUGGGCCCAGCCAAGCUUCAAGGCGCUGCACUUGAGCGAGGUUUCAACGAGCCAUGGCCAUCCCAGCUACCCCUCCAGGCGCCAGACCAUGGACCAGUCCUGGCUGUCAGUGUCCAGUCAGUGUGGAGAGGUGCUCCAGAGCACAGAGAUGGCGGCCCGGGGGCCCAUGCAACGCCCUGACAGAGCUCGGGCACCCAGCAAUCCGCCGGAGCUUUCUUUGCGAGGCCCCGCUCGCUGUUCAGGGCCCAUGGAUACGCACAUCUCCAUGGACCGCAUGGACCAGAGGGACACGGCGGCGGCAGUGGAAGCUGCCAAAUCUGCGGCCUCCGCGGCUGCAGUUGCCUCAUCCCAGGUGACAGCGCGGCCAAGGCCAAACUUGGAACUGGCUGACCCCUUGAGCUUGCGAACGGAAUCCUCGACGCUGAGUGCUUCACAGCUGGGCAUGGGACGGCACGCCUCUCUGGAGGACGAGGUCAAUUGCCAGAGCCCAGUUCACAUACCACAGCCUUCCAAGCUGUUGCGCCGAUUCCCCAAAACGGAGACGGCAGCGCAGACGCAAGAGGUAUCAGAGCCUCUGGCUGACUGGGCUGAAGUUGCCUUGUGCGACAUGAGUGCUCAAACCGACAACGAGGGGACGGGCGAACCAUGCGCGAAGCGCACUGGCGCCCUGCCAGAGGACCCCGGCUCCCCCCUCGGAUUCUCUGCGUGGCGCGGCGUCCAGUCCACCCCCGACUUCGGAGAGGAGCUGCGUGCGGCCAAGGUGUGGACAUCAGGCACAACAGGCACCACGGACACGACAGGCACGACAGGUCGCGCCGGGUUAGCGCUGGGGGCGGUCAAGGAUCCUCAGAAUGCCGAGCUGAACCAGCAGCUGCGGAAUGCCUUGGUCCUCUCUGACAGUGACACGGAGUCCCGUCAGGCCCCGGCUCAGCAGCCCGCCCAGCCUGCAACGCGUCCUGCGCUGAGAGAGAAGCAGCAGGCCGCCCUGGAGGGCUUCCGCGCCAAAGCGGCGGGGCGCCUGCUGGAGGUGCUGGGCCAGGACUGCAAGGCUUUGGCGGAUGAGCUGGCGGCAGCUUUCGUCAAGGCACCUUUUGGCGGACAUUUGCAGGGUGAGAGAUGA
Effrenium voratum is the source of this 1395-nucleotide messenger RNA. Lineage: Eukaryota; Dinophyceae; Suessiales; Symbiodiniaceae. The record is from the annotation of a GenBank genome assembly.